AGGGGGAGGAAGGCUGCCGCUGCCGCUGCCGCGAGCGCUAGGUGGCGUGGCUAGCUCACGGGUUCCAGGCCGCCCGCGCGCUCGCCUUUUUUACUCACACGGGAAGUGCCUGUGCCGCCCCGCGCGGCUGGCCGUGACACCCGAACCGCCCCAAUGGCGACCCCCCUCGCCUCCCCACGAGCUCCUCCUCACCCUCCGCAUUAGUAGCAGCGGCUGCAGUUCCCACUCGUCUCUCUCGGCGCGUGCCUCCUCCUCCUCCUCCUCCUUCUUCUUCCUUGGUCGUGGAUGAGCAUGGGGCACUUCGCCAACUCGACGGAUCCGAGGUCGGGCCUGGAGGUGGUCAAGGACUGGAACGGGGUUGGCCAGGUCGUGCUCCGCUCGCCGAGGGGAGCCUCUGCGCGGGUGAGCUUGCACGGCGGGCAGAUCGUCUCCUGGAGGAACGACCGCGGCGAGGAGCUCCUUUUCACCAGCAGCAAGGCAAUCUUCAAGCCGCCAAAUGCAAUGCGCGGUGGAAUUCAGAUGUGCUUUCCACAGUUUGGAAACUCUGGGACAUUGGAGCGACAUGGAUUUGCAAGGAACAGGAUUUGGACUCUAGAUGAUGACCAUCCACCAAUAAAUCAUAAUGAUAACGUCAGCAAAGCUUCUGUUGACCUUCUAUUAAAGCCAUCUGAAGAUGACCUCAAGUGCUGGCCACAUUGUUUUGAAUUCCGUCUGAGGGUCUCUCUUUCAAAGGAUGGGGACCUAUCAUUAGUAUCGCGCAUCAGAAAUGUCAACGGCAAGCCAUUCAGUUUCUCAUUUGCUUAUCACACAUAUCUUUCUGUUUCUGACAUCAGCGAGGUAAGGAUAGAAGGUCUGGAGACACUUGAUUACCUCGACAAUCUUAGCCACAGAGAACGUUUUACAGAACAAGGAGACGCCAUAACAUUCGAGUCAGAGGUUGACCGGGUCUAUGUUAGCUCCCCAAAUGUAAUAGCAGUUCUUGACCAUGAGAAGAAACACUCAUUUGUCAUAAGAAAGGAAGGACUUCCUGAUGUUGUUGUGUGGAAUCCGUGGGAAAAGAAAUCGAGGAUUAUGGUGGACUUCGGUGAUGAGGAGUACAAGCAGAUGCUUUGUGUUGAUGCGGCCGCUGUGGAGAGAGCAAUCCCACUGAAACCAGGGGAGGAGUGGACAGGGAAGCUGGAGCUUUCUGCGGUUUCAUCGACCAACUGCAGCGAUCAUCUUGAUCACCCCGUCUGCAUCUAGCAUGCAGUGUGGGAGUUCACAUUUGACAACAUAAUGCUAUAUAGCCGCCUCACAAGAAAAGUAUGAACCCCUUUUUGUACAUGAUAUAAGUAGGUUCAGUCAGCAAUCGACUUAAAUCUGUCAAAGAAUCGACAUCCUGUUGUGACAUGGUUUCUGGAAUCUCAAUAAUGAUGGUAGUGACGUGCUUCAUGCCUUAUUUUUGCAA
Messenger RNA from Phragmites australis (common reed), 1447 nucleotides. Its product is annotated as putative glucose-6-phosphate 1-epimerase. The transcript is spliced from 8 exons. The coding region runs from base 286 to 1242 and encodes 318 amino acids. NCBI's taxonomy places the organism in Eukaryota, Viridiplantae, Streptophyta, Magnoliopsida, Poales, Poaceae. Gene Ontology annotation, biological process: carbohydrate metabolic process. The record is from RefSeq and is a predicted model, not a curated record. Gene Ontology annotation, molecular function: isomerase activity; carbohydrate binding.